This is a messenger RNA of Juglans regia (Persian walnut), 3192 nucleotides long. Its product is annotated as receptor-like protein 7. The transcript has a single exon. Gene Ontology annotation, molecular function: protein binding. The record is from RefSeq and is a predicted model, not a curated record. Lineage: Eukaryota; Viridiplantae; Streptophyta; Magnoliopsida; Fagales; Juglandaceae. Bases 1 to 3192 code for a protein of 1063 amino acids.
AUGCCUACAUGUUUCCGCUUUCUCUUCUCUGAUCUCUUAGUGUUGUACCUUCUUUUACUCGCGGCCUCUUUGUCUUCUCCGCAGCCAUUUUGUCAUCAAGAUGAGAGCUUAGCUCUUAUGCAAUUCAAGGAUAGCUUUAUCAUACACAAAGAUACUUUUUGGUCUUGCUAUCCCAAGGCUACAUCAUGGAGUGUAGAAGCAGAGCAUGGUAGAUCAGAUUGCUGCUCAUGGGAUGGGGUUGAGUGCGACCCCCACACAGGUCAUGUUAUUGGCCUUGACCUUAGUGACAGUUGUCUCUAUGGUUCUAUCAACUCCAACAGUAGCCUCUUCCGCCUUUCUCAUCUUCGCAGCCUUAAUCUUGCUUUAAAUGACUUCAAUUACUCAAAAAUGCCAUCUACAAUUGGAAAUCUUUCAUGGCUAACAUAUCUUAAUCUCAGUCACUCUUAUAUUUCAAAAGAAGUCCCCUCCGAAGUUUCAUAUCUCUCCAAGUUGUCAUCUCUCGAUCUAUCUUUCAAUUCUAAUUUAAUUAUUGGAAGUCUCACAAGGUUAGUCCAAAACCUAACCCGCCUUGAAGAGAUUGUUCUUAGUGGAGUCAUGAUAUCGUCCAUAGUACCUGAAAGCUUGGCAAAUUCUUCUUCUUUGAAGACUCUAAAGCUAGAAGGUUGUGGAUUGUACGGGGAGUUUCCAUCUAGAAUAUUUCAGCUACCGCAACUACGGGACCUUUGGAUAGGAACCAAUGAAGAUCUCACUGGUCAGUUGCCAGAAUUUCACUUCAGCACUGUCCUUCAAGCUUUAUCUCUAUCUGAAACAAGUUUCUCUGGUAAACUACCGACUUCAAUUGGAAACUUGAAUUCCUUAGAGAUCUUAGAUAUUGCUUAUUGCAAUUUCUCUAGAUCGAUCCCAAAUUCUCUCUGGAACCUUACCCAACUCACUAUUCUGGACCUCUCGGGGAACUCGUUCGAUGAUUCUUCAUGCCUCACCAAAGCCAGUUCUAAUCACACUUUUCCACAUUUACAAUAUUUACAUUUGUCUUCUCUCAACUUAACAAAGUUCCCGAGUUUCCUGCGAAACCAGAACAAACUUGUGCAGCUAGAUCUAUCAAAAAACAAUAUUCAAGGUAUAAUACCCAAAUGGAUAUUUCAUCCAAGUAAAGAAAACCUUCAAUAUUUAUUUCUUUCAAAUAACUUUCUCACAGGUUUUGAAAAUUCUCAAGAUGUUCUUCACUUGCCAAAUCUACAAACACUGGAGCUCCAAAAUAGCAGGCUGCAAGGAUCGUUCUCGAUUCCUCUAGUUGCUCCAUCUAUUCGAGAUUUAUAUAUUUCUAACAAUUCUCUCGCGGGCUUUGAAAAUUUUCAAAAUGUUCUUCACUUGCCAAAUCUACUAGUUUUAUACCUUAACAAUAACAUGUUGCAAGGAUCUCUCCCAAUUUCUCAAAUUCCACCAUCUAUUCAAUAUUUAUAUAUUUCUAACAACUUUCUCACGGGUUUUGAAAAUUCUCAAGAUGUUCUUCACUUGUCAAAUCUACAAACAUUGGACCUCCAAAGUAACAGGCUACAAGGAUUGUUCCCCAUUCCUCUAGUUGCUCCAUCCAUUCGAGAUUUAUAUCUUUCUAACAAUUUUCUCACGGGCUUAGAAAAUUCUCAAGAUGUUCUUCUCUUGCCAAAUCUACGAACACUAGACCUUGAGAAUAACAACCUACAAGGAUUGUUCCCAAUUCAUCUAGUUGCAUCAUCUAUUCGAUAUUUAUAUCUUUCUGACAACUUUCUCACGGGCUUUGAAAAUUCUCGAGAUGUUCUUCCCUGGCCUAAUCUACAAAGCUUGGACCUCCAAAAUAACAUGCUGCAAGGAUCAUUCCCGAUUUCUCAAAUUCCACCAUCUAUUCAAGAUUUAUAUCUUUCUAACAACUUUCUUACAGGCUUUGAAAAUUCUCGAGAUGUUCUUCCUUGGCCUAAUCUACUAAUGUUGGACCUUGAGAAUAACAGCCUACAAGGAUCUCUCCCGAUUCCACCACCAUAUGUCCAACUUUAUCGAGUCAAGAAAAAUGCAUUUACUGGAGAAAUUUCACCGUUGUUUUGCAAUCUAAGUUCACUUUAUGUGCUUGAUUUGUCCUAUAACAAUUUGAGCGGCAAGUUGCACCCAUGUUUAUGUGACUCAAGCCAGUCUUUGACAGCACUUGAACUACAAAGCAAUAACAUCGGUGGAACCAUCCCCGAUGCAUGGGCAAAAGGGUGCAGCUUAAGGAUUAUCGACUUGAAUCACAACCAAUUACAAGGUCGGCUCCCAAGAUCAUUAGCCAAUUGUAAGGAGUUAGAGUAUCUUAAUAUUGGUUACAAUAAGAUCCAUGAUACCUUUCCCUUAUGGUUAGGAACUCUUCCCGAGCUGAAGAUUUUCAUUCUUCGCUCUAAUGAAUUUUACGGCGCAAUAAGAAAUAUCCAACCCAAUUGCACAUUCUCCAACUUGCAUAUCAUCGAUCUCUCCCACAACAAUUUCUCUGGAGAUUUGCCCUCAGAAUGCUUCCAACGGUGGAAUGCCAUGAAAUUAUUUGGUGCAAAAAAGUUACAAUACAUGAUGGAUCACAAUUCUGGCAUCCUUUACUCAAUUACACUAACAGCCAAGGGUAUAGAGUUGGAGUAUGAGAGGAUCCAAGAUGAACUCAUAGUCAUUGAUUUAUCAUGCAACAGAUUUGAAGGAGAAAUUCCAGAAGUAGUGGGAAAUCUAAAAGGACUACACAUUCUCAAUUUCUCCAACAAUGCUCUCUCCGGUCAUAUCCCAUCAUCAUUGGCAAACUUGACGAAUCUAGAAUCAUUGGAUCUUUCUCAAAAUAAGUUGUUUGGAGAAAUACCCCCACAACUCGCCCAACUCACUUUCUUGGAGAUUUUUAAAGUGUUCAACAAUUGUCUCACAGGUUCCAUACCACAUGGAAGUCAAUUUGAGAGGUUUCCAAACAGUUCUUUCGAUGGUAACCCAGGAUUGUGUGGAAGGCCAUUGUCAAAAGCAUGUGGAGAUUCACUGCCUAAACCUCCAACGUCAACGUUUGAAGGAAAUCAAGGUUUAGUGUCUCCAUUUGAAUUUGGGUGGAAAGCAGUAGCGAUGGGGUACAUUUGUGGACUUGUAAUAGGAAUUGUUAUUGGACAAUGGGUGAUCGCAAGUAAGCAAGAUUGGUUUGUAAAUACCUUUAGAAUUAAGAAGUAG